AUGUUUAAGAGAAAGCCAAGUUUAUCAGCUCCACCGCCACCACUCUCAUUCUCCGACAUCCUUAGUGACCUUUCAAGCUUACAAAGUUACCAUGACAAUAAAAAUGGCGAGAAAUUCGUGGAUAUUUUGGAAAUUGUGAGUGAGAAUAAACAGAAUAAUAUUAACAGUAAUGGUGAUAAUGAUGCUGGUAGUACUGCUAAUUCGAGAGAUGACUCUGGUGACUCCUCUUCGUACACGACUUCUAACUCUAACAACCCAAGUAUCGUCUCUACAACUCAAAAUUCCACAUCAUCAUCCUCCUCCUCUUCUUCGAUUGUCGAACACCAACUUCUUGACACGACUUUUGACCAGUGCAGCGAGUUUAUUAGUACCAAUAACCAAUUAAUCGGGUCACAAGGGAAACUUUACGCGUUAGGAACAGAAAUUGAUUCGUUACGAAAUGAAUUGGAUGAAAUUGUCACGACUAUCGAACGUGAAAAUGUUGACGAAUCGAGUGUUGAAGGUAAUGCUCGUGAAGUCGAUGCUGGUGAGAUUUCCAAUAAACCAAUUGGGGAGUAA
Molecule: messenger RNA, 558 nt
Organism: Ambispora gerdemannii
Lineage: Eukaryota; Fungi; Glomeromycota; Glomeromycetes; Archaeosporales; Ambisporaceae
Source: the annotation of a GenBank genome assembly